AUGGAACUUGCUUCUUGGAGCGUUGAGGGUACUGAUCGGUUUGUCCACCGACUAGGGGACCUUUACCCCACAGGCAUCUUCUUCGACCUCACAAUUCAUACCACGGACCAAGCCUUGAAGGUACACAGACUGGUAGUCUGCAGCCGAUCUGAGGUUUUCUGUCGGUUCUUCUCUGAUGCUCCUAUUGAAAGCGAACAAGCUCGUGUAUUCGAAAUAAAGGACGAGCAUCCACGCAUCGUGGAAGCCAUGAUACGCUCGUUCUACGGACUACAUUACGACAUCAGCCAAUCCGAGCAUAAAAUGUGUCCCAUGUUAUUCAAUGUCAAAGUAUACGCAAUUGCCGACAAAUUCGAGGUGGAUUAUCUCAAAGUCCAAACAAAAUUAACCUUCGUCACCCUCGCCCAAGACCACUGGAACUCGGACGAAUUCUUGACGGCUGCUUUUGAAGCAUAUAAAACGACGCCAAAGUCGGAUCGAGGUCUUCGGGAUGUGGUCGUCGCGGUUUGUCAAAAGUACAUGAAGGAGCUGCGUGAGAAGAAGGCAUUCGAGAAACUGAUUGAAGAAACUCCCGGGCUUGCUACCGAUCUUGUGCUGCUUUCGCACAUGUGGUUGCCUCAGUCUGCGUCUACGAGAGUUCGUCUUGUUCAGUCUUUCUCUUGUCUGUCUUGUUUUGCGAGAUGGCAGAUCCAGGUCGGGUUGGCAGAGUACUUUACUGCAUGUCCGUUUUGCCAUGAUGAUAAGGUUGGGCCUUUUUGA
Molecule: messenger RNA, 756 nt
Organism: Penicillium samsonianum
Lineage: Eukaryota; Fungi; Ascomycota; Eurotiomycetes; Eurotiales; Aspergillaceae
Product: BTB/POZ domain-containing protein
Exons: 3
Coding region: 1-756 (251 amino acids)
Molecular function (GO): protein binding
Source: RefSeq, a predicted model, not a curated record